AUGAUAACUUCAUCAAUUAUUCUGCUCGGCAUAAUCGCAGAGGAAGUUUUAUGUAGAGGAAGUUUUGGAACAGUUACCUGUUUUGAGAAUUUAGAAACAGUUCCACCUUUUGAAACAUGGGAUCAAAUCUCUUAUAUAAAUCGACCUGUUGAGAUUAACAAAGAAGGAAAGUAUUUCACUUUAUAUGAUGCGGUAAAAUCGAUUCUUCCAGAAUUUUUUCAUCCUGCUGAAGAAGAAAGCAAAGAUGGGGUGAUAAAAGUUGUUAGGAUUCAAGGGAUUGAGCCAAAAAUGGAAAUACCGUUUUCUUGGGUGGUUAACAAUUUGAUGAAUCCUGAUUACUUUCUUCAUAUUUGUGUUUACAUUAAUGCUGGUAGAACAAUGGGUUUACGGAAAUACUACUGGCAAUAUAAAGAGUCAAAUUCUUUGAAUGUCAGUGGUUCUAUAUGUUUAAGAUUGAAUUCUUUAUCAUUGUCACAAAUUGAGUCUUUUGAGAGGUCGGCUUUUAUUGAUUUGAGUGCAGGUCCUUUUUCAUGGGAACCUGCUGUUGGUGGAGAAGGUGUGAAUACAGAGCUUACCCCUUAA
Molecule: messenger RNA, 582 nt
Organism: Lactuca saligna
Lineage: Eukaryota; Viridiplantae; Streptophyta; Magnoliopsida; Asterales; Asteraceae
Source: the annotation of a GenBank genome assembly